Messenger RNA from Ilyonectria robusta, 1905 nucleotides. RefSeq names its product putative glucoamylase GMY1. The record is from RefSeq and is a predicted model, not a curated record. The transcript has 6 exons. Gene Ontology annotation, molecular function: starch binding; glucan 1,4-alpha-glucosidase activity. Gene Ontology annotation, biological process: polysaccharide catabolic process. Bases 1 to 1905 code for a protein of 634 amino acids. Lineage: Eukaryota; Fungi; Ascomycota; Sordariomycetes; Hypocreales; Nectriaceae. Gene Ontology annotation, cellular component: fungal-type vacuole.
AUGUACUUCUUCUCGUCGGCUCUGCUGCUUGGCUCUGUCGCUCUUCAGAGCGUCAUGGGCCUGCCAAGUUUCAACCAAGAAAGAGACUUGACUAAGAGGGCUGUGGAUGACUUCAUCAACUUUGAAACCCCCAUUGCCCUUCAGCAACUCUUGUGCAAUAUCGGGGCCAGCGGCUGUCACUCGUCGGGUGUUGCCUCCGGCAUCGUCAUCGCUUCUCCAGACAAGCAGGACCCAGACUACUUUUAUACUUGGACCCGAGACAGUGCCCUCGUCUUCAAGUGUAUCGUCGAGAGAUUCACCAAUCAAUACGAUGCUGGUUUGCAGACACAUAUUCAAGAGUACAUCGUGUCCCAAGCUAAACUCCAGGGUGUUUCCAACCCGUCUGGAUCUCUGUCAGAUGGGUCGGGUCUGGGGGAGGCCAAGUACAACGUUGAUAUGAGUGCCUUUACUGGAGGCUGGGGUCGCCCCCAGCGAGAUGGUCCCGCCCUUCGAGCCAUUGCCAUGAUUGGUUAUGCCAAGUGGCUGGUGAACAAUGGCUACACUGCCACAGCUUCAAAUGUUCUAUGGCCAAUUAUUCGCAACGAUCUCAACUACGUGACCCAGUACUGGAACCGAACGGGAUUUGACUUGUGGGAAGAAGUCAAUGGCAGUUCAUUCUUCACCAUCGCUAGUCAAUAUCGAGGCAACACAAUAGCUGUGCAGCUUGGAAAGUCUGGCGACUCGUAUUCUGCAAUUGCGCCUCAGGUUUUGUGCUUCUUGCAAAAAUUCUGGUUACCCUCUAGCAAUUAUAUUGAUGCUAACAUCAACGUCAACGACGGGCGGACAGGCAAGGACGCAAACACUGUCCUUGCAUCCAUUCAUAACUUUGACCCAAGCCUCAACUGUGACGACGCUACGUUCCAACCAUGCAGUCAGAGGUCACUCGCCAACCUCAAGCAAGUCGUCGACUCCUUUCGUUUCUACACCAUCAACCAGGGCAUCUCGGCAGGAACAGCCAUCUCUAUUGGCAGGUAUUCCGAGGAUGUUUACUACAACGGCAACCCAUGGUAUCUGAAUACUCUCGCCGUUGCGGAACAACUCUACGAUGCCAUCUACGUGUGGAAGAAGGCUGGCUCCAUCACUGUGUCGGACACAUCGCUGGCUUUCUUCAAGGAUCUGUCCAGCAGUGUUUCAACAGGUACAUACAGCAGCAGUUCGGCCACAUACACGACUUUGAUAAACGCCGUCUCGACUUAUGCAGAUGGAUUUGUCAACAUUGUCUCCAAGUAUGCCGCAACAAACGGGUCCUUGGCUGAGCAAUUCUCAAAGAGCAACGGCACGCCCCUUUCUGCAGACGAUUUGACCUGGUCCUACGCUGCAUUUCUCACCGCGGCAGCUCGCCGAGCGGGCAUCGUACCUCCUUCAUGGGCUAGCGGCGCCCCAUCGGUGCCUGGGACCUGCCAGUCGACCUCGAUUGUUGGGUCCUACUCGUCAGCCACUUCCACAUCGUUUCCUACAUCCCAAACGCCCAUCUCUGGAACAGUGACCAUUCCAUCACCAACAGGAACGGGAUCCUCAACGUCUUCCUCUGCUACCAGCUGCGCCACUGCGUCUACAGUUGCUGUGACCUUCGACUCCCUCACCGAGACCCAGUAUGGGGACACCAUCAAGAUCGUCGGCAGCAUCGCUGCUCUUGGCAGCUGGAACACCAACAACGCCAUUUCGCUCAGUGCCUCGGACUAUACGUCCGCGAAUCCCUUGUGGAAGGUCACGAUCUCACUCCCCGCUGGCCAGUCGUUUGAGUAUAAGUACAUCAACAUCAAGGCAAGCGGUACUCUAGUGUGGGAAAAGGACCCAAACCGCAGCUACACGGUCCCCAAGACGUGUGCCACAACCGCAACCAAGAACGACAAGUGGCAGUCUUAA